Molecule: messenger RNA, 9588 nt
Organism: Girardinichthys multiradiatus
Lineage: Eukaryota; Metazoa; Chordata; Actinopteri; Cyprinodontiformes; Goodeidae
Product: nuclear receptor coactivator 2-like
Exons: 23
Coding region: 204-4736 (1510 amino acids)
Biological process (GO): cellular response to hormone stimulus; positive regulation of transcription by RNA polymerase II
Cellular component (GO): nucleus
Molecular function (GO): protein dimerization activity; nuclear receptor binding
Source: RefSeq, a predicted model, not a curated record
GAGGAACCUCUGAGCCAGAUGAACAUGGCGGCUCCGGCUCUGGACGCUCCUGCCGCUCCGUCCCGCUGACCCUCACAGCACCGACGAAGUCCCCGCUCAACGGCCGCCCAUGGCACCUCAACUCCCAGAUAGGACCGACUAUUCUUCCAAAGUGGACAUUUACCCAGGAUGCUUUGUGUACAAGGUGCUGAUAACUGCUAAGGAUGAGUAGCGUUGGGGGGGACAUUCCUGAGCCCCCCAAAGGGGAGUCUGUAAAGAGGAAAGACUGUCAGUCGGACCUCCUGGGACCUAGCCCAAAGAGAAGUACUGAGAAGCGCAACAGGGAGCAGGAGAACAAAUACAUCGAGGAGCUGGCAGAGCUGAUCUUUGCCAACAUCAAUGACAUAGACGACCUCAACGUGAAGCCAGACAAAUGUGCCAUCCUCAAAGAGACAGUGAAGCAGAUCAGGCAGAUCAAGGAGCAGGAAAAGGCUCCAGUGGCAAAUGCAGAGGAGGUGCAGAAGGCAGAUGUCUCCUCCACAGGGCAGGCCGUCAUUGAUAAAGACACUCUUGGGCCAAUGAUGCUGGAGGCCCUGGAUGGCUUCUUCUUUGUUGUGAACAUGGAGGGAAACAUAGUGUUUGUGUCGGAGAAUGUCAGCCAGUAUUUGCGCUACCAGCAGGAAGAGCUGAUGAAUACCAGUGUCUACAGUGUGCUGCAUGUUGGAGACCAUGCAGAGUUCAUCAAGAACCUAUUGCCUAAGAGUCUGGUCAAUCAUCGCAGCACAGAUUCCUCCAACAGGAACAGCCACACCUUCAAUUGCCGUAUGUUGGUCAACCCUCACGCCGACAGUGAAGCUCGCCAGGCAGCUGAUCAGCAGGACGCAGCACAACAGAAGUACGAGACCAUGCAGUGUUUUGCCGUCUCUGAACCAAAGUCUAUCAAGGAAGAGGGGGAAGAUUUCCAGUCCUGUCUCAUCUGUGUGGCAAGAAGAGUUCCUGUCAAGGAGAGGCUGGUGAUGCCGGCAUAUGAGAGCUUCACAACACGACAGGACCUUCAAGGCAAGAUCACUUCACUGGACACCAGUGUGCUGCGGGCGUCUAUGAAGCCGGGCUGGGAAGACAUGGUCCGGCGCUGCAUCCAGAGGUUUCACCUGCAGAGUGAUGGGGAGAUGUCUUUUGCCAAGAAACACCAUCAAGAAGUGUUGAAGAAUGGCCACGCCCUCAGCCCACUGUACCGAUUCUCCUUAGCAGAUGGCACCAUAGUCUCAUCUCACACAAAGAGCAAACUGGUCCGUUUUCCAGCCACCAAUGAACCGCAGCUUUAUAUGUCCCUGCACAUUCUGCAGAGGGAAAACAUUGGGGGCAUGGCUACCGACAUACCCAGCGGACAGGACUCGAGCAAGUCAAUGACCCCAACUAGUAUGAGUGGGUCCUUUCCCUCACCUGAAGCAAGUGUCACCAGCAACAGCCAUCACUUAACGGGAGCCUCAAGCACACCUGGCCGUGGUUUUGGGUCAGUUUCGGGAAGGGCCACCACGCCUCAGGGGAACUGCCAUGCUCUCAAGCUUGGUAGCCCUUCAGGCCAAGGAAGCCCAAGCAUCACCUCAGGGGUCCAGAGUGCCGUGUUGUCUCCACGUCAUCGCCAAAGUCCCAGCACUGCAGCCAGUAGCAGCAGUUGUAGUAGCCCUCAUCUCCUUCAACAUCAGCCUGGAUCUUUCUCUCCUGCACCUGGUUUGAACUCACCACCAUCUGUGUGCAGCACCACAGGAAAUAACCAAAGUUUUAACUCCCUUAGUGCACUGCAGGCUCUCACCCAGGGCACCAGAAUUUCCCCAGGGCUCACUGAGGGGCAGCAUCCAGAGUCACCUGACAGAAAACCAGCAUCUCUUCAGAGUCCCCUUCACAGCACCAAACCUGGUGGCCAAAUUAACAAGAGCAAUCUCAGCUUGGAGACAGAGCUAUUUGGAACCUUUGAAGAGCAGGGAGACUUUUUGUCAUCCCACAGCCAGGACGGUGCACAAGUGGAUGGGAAAGAUAUUGAUUCUGACACUCUGGGAGGUAAUGGAAAUCUUGGAGACUUUGUCGAUGCUGCAAACCGGCAUCUUACCACUAAAGGCCACACCAAGCUGCUGCAGCUUCUCACCACUAAGUUAGAACCCUCGGAUCCUUCCUCACCACCAGGGCCGAUGGGGGAUGACCAGAACUGUAAGGACCAGCUGUGUGGGGCUGGACAUAACAACCAAUCCACCUCAUUAAAGGAAAAACACAAAAUUCUGCAUAGGCUGUUGCAGAACAGCACCUCACCUGUGGAGCUGGCUAAGCUAACUGCUGAGGCUACUGGAAAAGAUCCUAUUGGUCCAGAGUCUGCCUCAGGAGAUAGCAUGGCUGCUCUCAGUGAACUCUGCACAAAACAGGAGCCAGAGAGCCCUAAAAAGAAGGACAAUGCAUUGCUUCGCUAUCUUCUGGAUAGGGAUGACAAUGGCAUCCUUGACAAAGCCAUCAAAAUGGAACCAGGCGAUGGACUUAAGCUAACCUGUGUUAAGACCGAGAAGCAAGAUGAAGGUUUUAAUUUGGCUGAACCGUCAUCUGAGCUGGAGGACCUGCUGGAGGACCUGCAAAACGGCACCCAGCAGCAGCUGUUCCCCAGUCAGCCUCCAUCCUCUUCAUCAGCCAUGCCAGCUGGCUCCUCUGUGGACAAACAGACCAUCAUCAGUGACAUCCUGCAGAUGAACGACACCAGCAGCAGCUCCCCCAGCCAGCACAGAGCCUUCCCUCCCAUUGGACAUGCAGCAAGCUUUAUUGGUGUCAGGCCAGGCCAGCCUGGACAAGGGGCUCCUCCAGCCAGGAGCAUGUCUAUGGACAGCACUAUGGGCUCCAGCCCCACCAGGCCUUUCCCACCCCAGCACAGGAACAAUGGUCCCUAUUCCUUGCAGCAGCAAGGCAUGAUGGGAACUCACACCAGCAUGAAUCAAGCAGCAGUAGCCAACACAGGCCUCCGAGGCUCCAUGCAACAAGCCUGGGGUCCCCAUGCUCCAACAGGGGGCAGUGCAGGUCCAAUGACUGCCCACGGAGUUGGUCGAAUGGUACCCAGCAUGAAUUCUGCACUCCCCACAAGAAGCAGCGGUCCAAAUGUUGCCAGAGCUUUGGUCAACAUGCAGAUGAUGGGCAAUGACUUGGAUAUGGCAGCUCCUCCAUACCAUCAGCAACAGGCUCCACCCAAUCAGACAGCUCCAUGGCCAGACCGAAUGAUGAUGAUUGAUCACUAUGGAAACCAAAGCAGGCUGCCCUACGGCGUUCCUCAUGAGGAAGGGAUUGGUUGUUGUGGCUCUGGGCCUGAAGGUCAGACAGAUGAGGGGGCUCUGCUGAACCAGCUGUGUUCAGUGCUGAAGGACUACGAGGGCCUGGAGGAAAUAGAUAAGAUGCUGGGAAUACCUACUCUGGCAGGACAGGGUCCUCUUUCAGACCAGGACCAGUACAUGGGUUCCUCAGAAACUCCUUCCAGCCUUAAACCUCCCCUCUACAGUCAACAGUAUGGGGGGCAGCAAGGUUAUGGUGGCAUACCUCCUGAUGGUGUGUACCCUGCCCCAUCCAUGGGCGGCCACAUGGGGCCUCAAAGGAUGGCACCAGCUGGCUACCCCCCCAUGAUGAGAAUGCCCAGUGCUCCAGGGCCCCGGCCCCCUGGCAUGAGACCCAGUGGUCCCAGUUCUAUGGUGCCGCCACAGCCCAACAACCUGAGGCUCCAGCUACAGCACAGACUCCAAGCCCAGCUGAACCGUCAGCCAGUGAUGAACCAGAUGGGUGGCGUCACAAAUAUGAAUCUACCUCUAAGAUCUACUGUACCAAACCAGGGAUGUGUAAAUGCCCAGAUGCUGGCCCAGCGUCAGCGUGAGUACCUCAGCAACCACUUACGUCAGCGCCAACAACAGCAGCAGCACCACGCACAUCAGCAGCGUGCUAUCAUGAUGCGGACUCAGGGCAUCAACCUGCCGCCAAACAUGCCCAGCGGGGGCGCUGCUCCCCCUCCGAUGCCUAUGGGUGGUGCCAAUCCCCGGGUGACUCAAGGCAACAUGCAGCGGUUUUCCUACCCAGCCUCCAGCUACGGUACAGGCCUGCCGUCUCCACCUCCUCAUCCUCAUCCCAGCUCCUCCAGCCCCUUUUCCUCCCCUCUCUCCCCAAGUCAUCUCCUGGCAAGCCAGGGCAUGAUGGGAAAUGUAGGCGGGCAAUACAGCACCGUAAUGAGCCCGCCAUCACAGCACAGUGCCUACCAGUUCAACACUUCAGGAAUGAGCCAGCAGCAGCAACACCAGGACCCAGUGUCAUGCUUUCCUUGUAGGGCUGGCACACCGCAGAGCCCCCUGCUGUCCCCCAGGAUGGGGCAGGGACAGAGCCCCAUGUUGCAGCAGAACCAGGGCCAAACACAAAGUCAACCCCAGGCCCCAAACCAGGGAGGUCCACCAAGCUACCAGACUAGCGCAGACUUAAAUGGAUGGUCUCAACCUGCAAACAUUUCCACCAGCAACAGUGUGUACCAGCACUCCCAGCCUCAGUACUCAACACAAUCCAGUGCUGGAAUGUACAACAGUAGUGGCAGCAUGAACCUGGGAGUCACCAUGGCCAGCAGCAACAGCAUGAAUUCGGUGUCAGGACAGAUGGGUUCCAUGAAUGAACAGGUGAGCAACAGCAGCCUAAUCCUGGAACAGUUUGGAGGGAUCGAUAUGUUGACCCAAGAGACCACUGUCAACUCGAAUUUUUGCUGACCAUGGUCUUGGUUGGGACAAGGUAUAACACACCGACCCAUGCUAAAAUAUCGACACCCACUGAGCUCACUGGAAGUAUGAAGACAGUGAAGGAAACACUUCUCCCUCCUGCAGCCAACCUAGAGGACUAAGGAUGGAAGAAAAAUGCAAAAACAUCUAAACUUCACUCAGACUGGCUUAGUUCCUGCUUCGUGAAUUGUAUGCAAACAUUUUUAGUUUGAAAUUACAGGAAAACUACCAUCUGAACCAUUCUGACAACAAACACAGUUGUGGGACAGUCAUGACAACAGAAUAUCAUUUCUGAUUUGGGGUUUUCAGGAACACAUUUUAGUCAUUUACUUUGGUUUAAUAUGUUCCAUUUAGCUUCAUUUUCCUUGCAGACAGAACCAUCUGCAUAUUUCAUUGUGAUUUACUGAGCUGUUUACACAACCAAACAGAUAUCACCUAACUUCACAUGAAGCGCAGAAUUCUUUCAAAUAAAUUUUACUGGCACUUAUUCAACUAAUAAACGAAAAAACACAAAGGCAGCUUGGGCAGAAUUAAUAUAAAAAUAAACUUUUUGUCUUCAGAAUGCAGUAUGAGAUUUCCUGCUAAAUAUUUUGGCUCAAUAAAUUGCUGCAGUAAAACCAGCACAUAAACUGUAUAUAAAAGAAGUUUGGAUAGUCAGUUUGAUGACACACAGAGGUUUAUGAACUGUGUACAAUCUGUAGUCCAGCUGCUGACAGUGAAGGUUUGCUGUAAGGAUGGGGUACAUUUUUCGAAACCCAGGUUUGAUCCUUUAAUGUCCCUGAGGUGAUGAUUUUAUGGUUGACUGCUAUGUGUGUGUUAGCGUGUAUGUGUGUGAAACUCAAACUGUCCCAAUUUCACACUGUAUGAAAUGAAUCUUUUGCUUUUUUUUUUUUUUUUUUUUUAACUCCUGGUUCUAUUUUAGAACCUGACUGAACGUGAAAAGGACUAUAUGAAAAUUUUACAGUUAUUUAUAGUUUUAAAGAUGUUUUAGAGAUUAUUUGUAUGGAAGAAAAUCAAUUAUAUCUUUAAGAAAAUCUUUUGAAAUGGUACUCGAUGUUAAUUUUAAAAGUAAUAUAUAUUUGAACUGCUGUAGUAGACAGGACAUGUCUCCCCUAUUUAAUGACUUUUCAAAUAAAGCUGAAUGUGUAUAAAUAGUGUAAAUAGAUCUUUAUCCCUCCUUUUCCUUAAGUGGUAUCAUAAAGCAGCAAUUUAGAAUUUAAUAAAUGAUCUUUAGAGUAGAAAUAUGUCAUGAGUUAAAUUAAGCACAGUGUCUCUCUUUAUUCAAACAGACUUCCUGUUGGAUGUAUUGUGGUGAAGUUUGAUACAAAAAAAACAAAAGCCUCAGCUGUACUGUAGUGCUCAACUGUAUGUGGGGAGUGCUACUUAUUAGCAUAAUCUCGCUAUUAGUAUGCUAAAUGUUAGCAUGUAGCUGUGAAAAAUGUCCAACUUGCGUUUUAUUCGCAUAUUAAAUAUUUUUCUGCCAUUGCAACUAAAAUACAUGUGCAACCAACAAAACUCCACCCUUUUCCAAAUGUUCUGCUUAAUCACUCAUUGAGGAACAGCUUUUUUGUUUUUGUUGCUCUUUUCUGACAGUCCCUGUAUAGUGUAUCUUCCAUGCGUUUCAGUGGAGUGGUAAGAGACACUGAUUUAGGCAAGUAAUGCUGCAUUAUUGUUUUUCUGUGAGUUUAACACUGUUGGCACACAUAAUUUGUAUUCUCUCACAUGGCGUGUAUACUGUGCAUGGACAUCACUACGGUGGUAUUCACUGCUACAAAUCUUGGGACAACUCAUUAAUAGCCUUACUUAUCUCAUGCAAUACUAUGCAAAUGCUCACUCUACGCAGCUGAAGAUACAUUACCCUACAGAUGCUAAAAACUGAAAAUGAAACUGAUCAGCAUGACAUUUCUAAUACAUUGGUUAAUAAAUAUCUGGAAACUUAGGUGCAUUCAUAGAGCAUUGUAAUUGUAUUACCUGAUGAUCCCUAAAUACAAAACACAGACAGUGAUAAAAGCAACAUACCCCUGUCAUUUUGUAGUUGACACUGUAAAUCCCACACCCUUGAUAUCAAUAUACACACACUAUUCAAACUAAAAGCAGCAUUCAUACUUGAGAAAGCAUUCAUACAAAGAAAUUACAUGAGUUGAUGUUCCACAAAGUCAUUUAGAGUUGCUAACAUUUAGACCUGUGUAAUAUGCAAUUUUUAAUAUGCCAACUUACAUGACACAAUAGGACACAGCUUUAAUAAUUGUUUUCUACUUAUCAUUUAUGCUCCUGCAGUGGGAAGAAAUCAUUACAAGAUUUCAAACUUUUAAUCUUAAAUUGAAAAUGACUCAGCUGAACUGCGGUGUUCGACUAUCGUUGGAGGGUAUGAAUGCAAUGUUAGUUAAUUGUUGGCAUGUAGCAGUAAAAUAUAUGUCAAAAUUUGUGUUCAAUUUAAUUGUACUUGCAAUUACACCAACCUUGCCCAAACAAAGUAACAUUUGCAAGCAACAAAACUCCACUCUAGUGUGACUUUUUACAAUGGUAGCCAAGUUUAGCAUAAGGAUGUUCAUACUUGUUUUUGUAGUUUUUCUAGAAUCUUUUUGUCUAUUUCAUUUAUAUGCUUGAUCACCAAAAGUAAAUCAUUAAAGAAUUUUUGUACUUCAACAAAAACGAACUUUUCUCUCAAAAACUGUUUGAUUAAGAGCCUUUACAAUUCAAACUGAUAUAAAGUGAGGAACAUUUUGGGAAUAUCUUAGCCACGUUAGAUUCAGUGCCAUUCAUCAGAAUCUGUUUCAUAAUGAUUAACUUUCGUGAAUGAAACUCAGUGUAAAUUCAACAUGUAUUUCUUGAAUCCCCUGUUUCUUCUUUAUGGACAUGUUUAACAUACUGUAACCCUGAGGAAAACUGGGAAGUGAAAACUGGAACACUGUAAAGAAAGUUGGAAUUUAGUCGUCUCCCUAUUACUAUUAUUAUUAUUAUUAUUAUUAUUAUUAUUAUUAUUAUGGUCAUUAUUACUUUGUUCACUGUACAAUAACAUGUAAAACAUCAAAGAUUAAAUGUAGGCCAUAGAAAUGUUCUGAAUGUCUGAAACACUCAGCGAGAUUAAGGUGAAGAUGAACACACUGUAAAUUGUCUCCAAAUGUCUUAUGUGAAGGUAAGCUGUUUGUUUUGAUUUAAACUGAGACAAGAAUGCAUACUGGAUAAUUUUGUAUAUUUUUAUCAGUUGCAAAUAACUGUAUUUCAUGUAUAUAUGUCUUAGCCUUUUGAUUUUCUGUCGGUGUUUAACUGUAAGGUUUUAAAGAGCAUGUUCGUCAAACUCUGCUGACUUGGUGAUGCUCCACUUUAUGCAGUUUAAACAGGAAUCUUUGGUUUCCUCACAAGAAAUGAGACUUUACAUGCUGUGAUAAACUUCUUAAGGUUUGUUAUGUUGGCAAAUCCAACUGUUUCUCAUCACAUUGUUUGUAUGUACUGAAAUACACCCUGAAUAAUACAUUGUUUGUUUUACGUUCCUCUUGGCUAUUUAGACUAAUUAAACUACAGUGGUCCAUAUAUUAUGGUAACAGUAUGGUAGUUUAGAGAUCCAAUGUAUUAUCUGGUGAUUCUAUUUAAAAGUAUGACAUGGUUUUGGUCCAUAGUAUUGUGAUUUUCUUAGCUUAUACCAACAAAUGUAAUAUAUUUUCCCAAACCAAACAUUUCAACUCUAAAGAAUGUUUUGAGUAUUGAGAAGAGGGUUUAUAUGCGGAACCUUCUUUUUCUGAAUCUGUUUUUUAACAGUAAAUUGCAGUCAAUAAAAAACCCAGAUUGGAAAAGACGCCCAAAGGACAGGCACAGAAGCUGAGCACUGAAACAUUUUUUAACCUGCUAAAAAUAUCUCCAUCUGUCUAAGUACUUGCUAUGUUUAGAAGAGUUUAACCACUUUAUCUCGCUGCUACACACCCCUUACCGAUAUCAGCGGGCUCUUCCUCCAAAAGCCAAUAAACUACAAACAUUUUACCUAUAGAACUCAGGAGCCUCUGCCAAUUAGUUUUUGUAUUGUUUUGGAAAUGUAUUGUUUUUACAUACGGGUUUGGGUUUAUUGAUGUAAAUACAAUUUAUAGUCUCUUCAAGGAAAUCAAACCAUCCCAUUUAAUAGAAUUCAAAUAAAAGCAACUUUUAAAAUUAAGAUUUAGAUUUCAUAUAUAAUUUGUGAAAUAUAUUUUCAAUGAUCUGAUGUUUUUUGGGCAUGGCGGUCGCACAGGCGUAAAUAUGCAUGAGGCCUUGGUCCUCAACGCAGGCUGUCAUGGGUUUGAGUGUACGGUCAAGAAAAUAAUAGCCAAUGGUGCUCUAAAAAAAUAUUCAAAAAACUGAUGUUUUUUUGUCCUUUGUUUACAUGUUUUAAAUAUUUACAUUCAACGUUAAAUCUAAAGAGUAAAUUUAAUUUCACAUAAAAGUAAGAAAUUACACAAUGUACUUCCCCUGUUGCUUAUGUUUUUAACUACAGAUUUGUGUUAAUUCAAAAUUUUCAGUCCUUUCAAAUAGUCUCAGGAUCAUUAGAGUGUGACUGUUUUCUAGUAUUAUUUUAAUGUUAACUGCAAUAGACACAACAAAGUUGACCGAGGCCAAUGUAAAAUAUUUAAUGCUAUAAAUAACAAGUCAACCAGAGAGUGUCGGGGGUCAAAUUUGGUAUUUUUAAAUCUCUGCUGUGCAGGUAAUAUUUAACACCAUAGCAUCUACACAGUCCAGUUUAAACAGUUUAUUUAGUGAGGUUUUACCCAACUGUUGUUCAUCCACUUUAUGCAAAUUGUCGACUCUGAUGUUGCUUCUGCCAAUGCUGCUUGUUGAUUUCUGAUUGAUGCCACUGUAAAUAAACUAUUUUUAUUGA